UUUAAUUAAGUCUCCUCUCUCGCGAUAGAAACAGAAACAGAAAGUCGAAAUUUUGAAAUUUUGGGAGUGAGAUGGCAACAGCAUCAAGCAACAUGAAGGGUUUCUACAGGCAAAAGAAGAAGAAGAGUGGUAUCAGAAAAUCCACAUCUACCAAUAAAUCGUCCCUUAUUCACGCCGCCACUCUUGGCUCUGAUAUUACCCAACCAACUGCCUUGGUUUCCCAUGAUUCUCCUGAUCUCAAAGAUGAUUAUGACAAACAUGAGGAUGUGUUGAGGCAAUUUGACAUGAACAUGGCAUAUGGACCGUGCCUUGGGAUGUCUCGGCUUGCACGUUGGGAGCGUGCUCAACGUUUAGGUCUAAACCCUCCGAAAGAAAUCGAAGGACUGUUGAAGGGCGAAAGGGUUCGAUCAGAAUGCUUGUGGGAUGGUUGCAUUUAGAAGUUACUAGUACUAAUAUUAUGCUUUGGUUGUAUCAUCGUAAGCUAAUUUAUGACUGGAAGUUGUGCCUUUUAAUUUACUGUGUUUUGUUCAGCCUCUGGCUGUGCUGUUAAUCUCUGUUUAUAUGUUCUGUUGAUAUUCACUUGUGAGCUUUCUCAUCUUAAUCAAAAACUUUUAUGGACGUAAAUGCUGUGUUGCUGAAAUUUGAGCUGCAGCUUUGCGUGGAGUACGAGAUUAUGGCUUAUGGCGGGUGAGCGAACAUGGAGUGUUUUUUAAUCGUAACUAUGUGGUUGCUUAUUCUGCUUUAGCAUAUCAAAGAGUGCAUUCUGAUUUGAAUUUAAUAAAAAACUGGAUAUUUUUCUA
This is a messenger RNA of Populus euphratica (Euphrates poplar), 800 nucleotides long. It is a transcript of the gene POLD4, whose product is annotated as polymerase delta 4. Lineage: Eukaryota; Viridiplantae; Streptophyta; Magnoliopsida; Malpighiales; Salicaceae. The record is from RefSeq and is a predicted model, not a curated record. Gene Ontology annotation, biological process: DNA synthesis involved in DNA repair; DNA-templated DNA replication. Gene Ontology annotation, cellular component: delta DNA polymerase complex. The transcript has 2 exons. Gene Ontology annotation, molecular function: DNA-directed DNA polymerase activity. Bases 72 to 437 code for a protein of 121 amino acids.